Molecule: messenger RNA, 1101 nt
Organism: Lasiodiplodia theobromae
Lineage: Eukaryota; Fungi; Ascomycota; Dothideomycetes; Botryosphaeriales; Botryosphaeriaceae
Exons: 5
Coding region: 1-1101 (366 amino acids)
Source: RefSeq, a predicted model, not a curated record
AUGGCGCCGCACAGCGAAGCCGACGAGGAACAGCAGCAGCAGCCCGAGGUGAUCGGCGCCUCCGAGACCAAUGAAAAUGUCGUUACCGCUGAAGAGGAAGAUGUCCGUUCCAGACCUUGCUCCUCCACUUCUUCCACGAGCGAGAUUCAGGCAUCAUGUGACCCGGAGAAGGGUGAUGUCGAGAAGUGUGACAUUGAGAGCGGGAUCCAACGGCGCGGUACCGAUACCAGCAUAUUCAGUCGCUUCACACGGGCGAUGACAGGUCUCAGCUCAAACUCAAAGAGUGAGGACGAAGAUAUUGGACAACAGCCCGAGGACAUCGACUACCACCCCAUGGGUUACCCUCGGCUCGGGGCGUUUAUUAACAGCGAUGAGAACUUCUUAAUGUGCCGCCGGUACGGCCUUCUGCACACUCGUGUCAUGCUGUAUCGGCAGGACGAGCUGCGCGAGCUCGAGGAGAAACUGCUCGGCCUCGACGCCGAGGAUGAGGAUGAGAACCCGAGGAUGCUGAAUUCGCGAGUUCGUGAUGAUCGAAGAGAAAACCAGGAGCGUAGAAAACUGAUCCUCGAGAUUGACGAAAAGCUGAAGGAAUAUGACGACUGCGUGCUCCGCGCACGUGCAAUGGCGCAGCUGCCCCUAACAUCGGACCGCAACUACAAGAGUGUGUCGUCGUACGUGACGAAUAACGGUCCGUUGGUGUGUAAAGAGAGUUCAACGUUCACGGAUCGUCGGCAGGACUUUGUGGCACUGGUAGACCCCAAGGAGGGCAGUUGGUUUGACGGCGCCAUCGAGGACUUGCUGACCGUCAUGCCCUCCCCUCUCGCCCGCCUCGUUUUCUCCGAUCCGGCCCAGCGCCGCAGCACCCGCGAUGGCACCGUCUACUUGUACUCCAAGUUGCGUAUUGACUACUUCGCCCGCAUCCUCAUCGCUCUGCUGGCCGUAGGUCUGCUCAUGGCCCCGGUAGUCGUCCUCUUCCUGCACGAGGAGAGCGGCGGGAUUAAGAUCGCCAUCGUCCUCCUCUUCACCCUGUUCUUUGCCGGCGCUCUGUCCGUGUUCACAAAGGCGAAAAGACACGAAGUCUUUGCUGCCACGGCUGCGUAA